GCUCAGACGCGCUCGGCGUUCAGACCCAUAAGGACCCCGAUGGCCCCUAACCAGAGGGACUGCGCUAACCAGACGACCAGCCCAGGCUCCAAGCUCCCCUAGCGAAGGCAGGACUCCGAGAGCCUGCUCCUGGAAUACCGCAUUGUUUUAUAAUUGCCAACAAGAGAGAGGAAGGGGAAGAUGCUGAUGAUGCGCCCGCGAUGGUGGAUUUCCCUUUUGUGCGUCUGUGGAUUGAUGCACGUCGGUCAUCAGAACAGCCCAAAUGCCCAAAAUGGAGGCGCCUUGGCGAGCUUGAAGGCUCAUCGUGAUGCAGGCAGAUUUGUCGGGAAGGAGGACACGGUUCCUCUCCGCCUGCUCUACAGUCGGCACAACCACAGCCAGAUCACAGAGGACGAGCUCAGCACCAGGGUGAAAGCCAGCUCUGGCUCCACACAGGUGAACCAUGUGGCCCAAGCAAGCUUUCAAGUCGAUGCUUUUGGAAGAAAAUUCAUCUUGGAUGUGGAACUGAACCAUGAUCUGCUGUCAUCGGGGUACGUGGAGAGGCAUUUGUCAGAGAAAGGGAAGACUGUCGUCACCAGUGGAGGAGAGCACUGCUACUAUCAGGGGAAGGUCAGAGACAUUCCUCACUCCUUUGUGGCCGUCUCAACCUGUCACGGAUUGCAUGGGAUGUUUUUCGAUGGCAAUCACACCUACAUGAUUGAACCUGGAGGACAGGGCAACAGCAAUGGAGAUGUCCGCAUUCACAUGAUAUAUAAAUCUGCAGGGCAUGAGGGAUUUAAUGAUCUCCUCAAUGGUGAUUUUCCAGAGCCGCCUUUUCCAAGUCCUCCAUUUCCCGGGUCAAGAGUUGUUCACAGGAGAAAGAAGAGACAGGCUCCACAUGUGUCACACAAUGUAGAGGAUGAGACCAAAUACAUUGAGUUGAUGGUGAUCAAUGACCAUUUAAUGUACAAGAAGCAUCGGCUUUCCGUUGGACACACGAAUAACUAUGCUAAGUCAGUGGUCAAUAUGGCUGACAUGAUUUUCAAGGAACAGCUUAAUACCCGGAUUGUGCUGGUCGCCAUGGAAACAUGGUCAGCUGACAACAAGUUCAACAUUGACGAUGACCCCAUGGUGACGCUGAGGGAGUUCAUGAAGUAUCGAAAAGACUUCAUCAAGGAGAAAUGCGACUCUGUUCACCUCUUCUCAGGGAACCGUUUCCAUAGCAGCUGGGGUGGAGCUUCCUAUAUGGGAGGAGUUUGCUCCCUGACUAAAGGAGGGGGAGUCAAUGAGUACGGGAAAACAGAUGAGAUGGCAAUAACCCUCGCUCAGUCUCUUGGACAGAACAUUGGCAUCUUCUCUGACAAGAAGAGGAUCCUCAAUGGCGAGUGCAAGUGUGAUGAUCGUUGGUCGGGCUGUAUCAUGGAUGAUGUUGGUUUCUACCUGCCCAAGAGGUUCUCCGACUGCAACGUGGAGGAGUUCCAUAACUUUCUAAACAGCGGUGGAGGAGCCUGCCUGUUCAACAAACCUCUGAAGCUUUUGGACCCUCCGGUGUGUGGAAAUGGCUUUGUGGAGCCAGGAGAGGAGUGUGACUGUGGCAGCCCAGUGGAGUGUGCCAGAGAGGGGGAGGCCUGCUGCAACAAAUGCAUUCUGACCCAAGGCUCCAAGUGCAGCAAUGGACUCUGCUGCAACACAUGCCAGAUGGAGUUCAUGGGCGUUGUGUGCAGAGAUGCAGUGAAUGACUGCGACAUCCCAGAAAACUGCACCGGCAAUUCCAGCCAGUGUCCUCAAAAUGUGCACAAGAUGGAUGGUUACACAUGUGAAAAAGACCAGGGACGCUGCUUCAAUGGAAGGUGCAAAACCAAAGACAGACAGUGCAAGUACAUUUGGGGAGAGAAGGCCACAGCUGCUGACAAGUUCUGCUACGAGAAGUUAAACAUUGAAGGGACAGAGAAAGGCAACUGUGGAAAGGAAAAGGACACCUGGGUCCAGUGUAACAAACAGGAUGUUCAUUGCGGUUACCUGCUCUGCUCCAACAUCUCACCUUCCCCGCGACUGGGAGAACUGCAGGGAGGGCUGACCUCUUUCUCAGUAGCCCGGCACAGUGCCUCUCUUGACUGCAGCGGUGCUCACGUGCUGAUCGAUGGAGACACUGACCUGGGAUACGUCGAGGAUGGGACCGCCUGUGGGACAGACAGCAUCUGUUUUAAUCACAGAUGUCUCCCCAUCCAACAGUUCAACUUCAGCACCUGUCCCGGGACCACCGACAAGACCGUCUGCUCUGGACACGGGGUGUGCAGUAGUGAGCUGAAGUGUGUGUGUUACCUGGGAUGGGCAGGAGAGGACUGUAACUCCACGUCUCCUCUCAGUUAUCUUGUGGUCGGACCCACUGCUUCAGUCUCAGGUAUCAGCAGUACCAACAUCGUCAUCGGGGCCAUCACAGGCUCCAUCCUCGUCCUCGCGCUCAUACUGGCUUCUACAGCCUGGUGUUACAAGAGCUACAAGCAGAGACGCUAUGUUGAGUCUGAAGUUCACCGAAGAUUCUGCCGGCAAAUGCCCCCAGGUGACUAUGUAACAAAGCCUGGGGAUGCCGACUCAUUUUACAGUGACAUGCCUCCAGGUGUCAGUACAAACUCUGGCUGCAGCUCCAAGAAGAGGUCAGCCUGCCUGUCGCACCUGCAGAUUUGCACGCUGUCCUUCACUCCCUCCUUCCCAUCCAUUUCUCAGAACAUCUCACUGUUUGGCUUCAGAUCUAAUGGACUAUCUCACUCGUGGAGCGAGAGAAUCCCUGAUGCCAAACACAUCUCUGACAUUUGUGAAAACGGGCGACCGAGGAGCAACUCAUGGCAAGGAAAUCUGAGCGGAAAUCGUAAGAAACUGAAAGGAAAGAAGUUCCGUGCUCGCUCCAACUCCACAGAGACAUUAUCUCCCGCCAAGUCUCCCACUUCCUCUACAGGAUCUAUUGCAUCCAGCAGGAGAUACCCCUACCCCAUGCCCCCUCUCCCCGAUGACCAGAGGAAAGCCAACAGGCAGAGCGCAAGGCUGUGGGAGACUUCAAUAUAACAGCCUUCUUACCCACCCAGUCCUCAAGGAACUACACUCGUCUCUCCUUUUCUAUGAAUGAAAAACAUAAAAAUGAAACACAAUUGACUCUAACCGACUUAAAGAGAGAGGGCUCCCCACUUGAGUGGACAUAGGCAAAGGUCUGUGUGAGUGAGUGUGUAUAAGCAUCUCCAAGGCUGUCUUGCCAGGCGGCGACAUUCAGCAGAUCUCUACAAGACGAUGCAGAGUGCCGGCAGAGAAACCAGCUCCACAUCCACUCCAGACCAGCUGGAGCUCGGACUGAGCUGUUCCUGUCUGCUCAGGCCUCAACUAUAGGACUGGAAACCCCCUCUACUCCAACUCUUUACCUGUCCUUAAACAUCUACACAACCUCUUUACAUCCUCUGUCAAUAGACUUCAUACUCCCCCCGCUACUUGUUUCUAGCGAGAAGAAACAUUUGAGCAGGGAGCAGGUCAUCAUAUCACACUGCAUCUCUGGAUUUGUUGGAUUAUUUUGAUGCACGUGAUUCACUGUAGAAACUCCAACACUGUAUGCAUGUGACAACCCUGUUUAUGAGCAACCUCCUCUUACUGAAAAGACAAGAAGAGCAGUGGUCCAAUCUGAGAGGAAAGCAUGCGAGGGGGCAGUGAUUUUAAUACCAUCUGUAGGCUUAGAUGCUUUUUCUCCACUAUAGGUAACCCAUAUUGUAUCACCAGUUAUUACCCAUAACCCAUGACAUGGACCCAACUUGACCCUGUCCUGCCCUUAUUCCCUUCAGUAUGUUUGUGCGUGUGUAAAUAUGUACAGUAAAAAUACACACAGAGUAUGUUUUUGCUUUUACUUUGAAAGGGUAAAAGAUUGAGAAGUCUCUUCCUGCUGUAUUAUGUUGUAGACAGAAGCGGAUCUCUGUAGAUAAGCGUAGGAGACCCCGCACUUGUUUUUCUGUCUGUGUUCGUUUUAAUUUCUUUCCCUCUGGCUUUUUCCUGUGUGACUGUGACCUCUAUAGCUUUUUCCAUCCACAGCAGAAUGUAAAAGUGUUUUUAUAUUAUCUUAACACAAGUUUCCAUCCAUCUCUGGGAGAAAUACACAGACAUCCAGUUAUGACUGAGGGAAGAAUUGAUAACAUUUUUGAAUGUGGCACAUUAAGAAUGCUGCUGGAAGUGGUUGUUGAUGAGUAUUAUUUAGUAAAAAUUGAAAUAGUUUUAUGUGCCAUUCUUGAGUUAAAUGUCAGGGAUGUGUUUUGUGUAGUUGUAGAUGUGCCACUUUUCACUCAUGGUGGUUUUGGAAAUUUCAAAUUGAUAAUAUUACGAUGUUAGUUCCCCCAUGAUUCUACACUCGAGUGUUGGGGUGUACUCCCAUUUUCACUGUUGCAGCACAUGAAGUCGCUAAGAUGAACGUGAGAAUAACAAUAAUGGGAGCGCAGUUGAUGACUUGGGGCGAGGAAUCUGAAAACUGACUGUGCAUUUUGGAUUUAGCUGUAAUGAUUGAGAUAUUUAGCCUUGUAAAUGAUUAACUAUGCUGUACAGUGCUUGCUGUUUGAGCUUGUGAAGACCAACGGCAUGACAGUUCUAUAAUCAAAUGAUUUUAUUUCUCUGGUAGGCUAUUUGUGAGACCAUAACGGGAAACAAGCAUGUCACUGAAAUACUUUUUCCCCUCAUUGCCUAUUUGCUGUUGUCUAAAUUGGUUUGUGUACCAGGGAUUACACUGCUUGUCAGCAAAGUCAGGGCAAUUCAUGUCAGGAGGUUUAAAAACUGAUUGAGAAUGGAGUUUUAGUGCUGAUGUGAUGCCAGUGUAGCUAUUUAAGCUUGAUUUUCUUGAAAACUACCCCCAUCUCACUCCCCAAAAGCAAGUCCUUUGUACAGUUACAACUCAUUGUUCUAAAUUGUUGUCUUAAGGCCUCCUGUUUGUCAUUUUACUGUUGUUUUGUUUUUGUUUUGGUGUGGGCACCAAUUAAUUUGUAAUUAAUGUAUGCGUUAGGACUGUAUAGUUAAUAAGAUCUUCACAGUAUUGGAUUAAUGUUGCUACUAGUAUCUUUUUUUAUUAAGUACCUUUGUAAUGUUCACUAUUUUCUUAGCGUUAUGUACAGCAACGAUUCAAACAGUAAUUAAGUGCAUUAUUGUAAUUAUGUGUGUUGAUGAGUUUGAAUGGAGACCGGUUUUUUUAAACACAUUUGUCCUGGGGCCAAUAGAAUCAGUCGUUCCUCUGGCAUGUGCUAAUCUGUAUCAUAUAAGGUUUGGACACACGUAAUGUUGUAAAUGAGAUCUAUAUAGGCUCAUGAUUUGCCUUCUACCAGAGCCUUCUUCUGUGCUCUGAUCUUCUUAAAGUAUUUGUCAGCGUCUGGUGGCACAGUCAUCUUCCUGGGCUACACCAAGGGUUGCGGAGAGCGUUAUCUCAGAGCUUUGAGUAAUAUUUUUAACAUCAUAAUACUGUGCAACAGCUAAACAUUUUGUCUGGUUUUAUGGACAUUGCACUAUACGACAUUCUUAGGACUCUCCGCUCAGGAUGGGACCACCUGGACUGCAGUCAAUCCUCCGAACAUAUUGUCUGCACACGAUUGGACUGACGAUCGUAACAGGACGACUCUGGCAAAACGUCCCCUCAGAUGAGCUGUCUGUCUCUAUCUGGCCAGAGACUUGAAUGUAUUCAUGUACCACCCAGUCUCAACCAUGUGGUCCCAUCCUGCCAGACACAUCAGCACUCUGCUGCAGGAACUUUGAAAAACCCCACAUGUACUACUACUAAAUACUGCAUUUGCUGUCUUUUUUAUCUUUAUUUUUUAAUUUUGGCUGUAAGCUGUACAGACUGAUGAUGCAAAAAUCAAUCCCCAUAUUUUUUCCUCUUAAUCAUUCAGUAUUGUAAUAUAUUUAAUAUAAAAUAAAA
Molecule: messenger RNA, 5899 nt
Organism: Anoplopoma fimbria (sablefish)
Lineage: Eukaryota; Metazoa; Chordata; Actinopteri; Perciformes; Anoplopomatidae
Gene: adam22
Product: ADAM metallopeptidase domain 22
Exons: 31
Coding region: 181-3039 (952 amino acids)
Biological process (GO): proteolysis
Cellular component (GO): postsynaptic density membrane
Molecular function (GO): metalloendopeptidase activity
Source: RefSeq, a predicted model, not a curated record